GCUCCAGUCGCGCGGGGUCCUCACGUGCCACCGCGGCGGCUGCAGCUCUGGGACCCGCGGGCGCCGGGAGGGGCGUCGGCGGGCGCGCCGCGGGAGAUGAAGCAACUGAAGUCGUGGUGGUCGGCCGGCAGCGGCCUCCUGCAUCUCACCGUCCUGCUGAGCUUGGCCGGGCUCCCUGUAGACCUGGACCUCUACCUGCUGCUGUCGCCCCCCACCCUGCUCCGGGAUGAGCUGCUGCUGCUGGGCGGCCCGGCCAGCUCCGCCCACGCGCUCAGCCCCUUCCCUGCCUCUGGAGAGUGGGGGCACGCCGGCAGGCUGCACCCCAAGGGCCGGGUGCCGGACCCCGCAGGGGCGCCUGAGGGUCGGCUGCUCCGGGAGGUGCGCGCGCUCGGGGUCCCGUUCAUCCCCCGCACCCAGGUGGAUGCGUGGCUGGUGCACUGCGUGGCAGCGGGGGACGCGGACUCGGCCCACGGACUGCUCGGCGCUGCUGCCUCAUCCGCGGGUGGAGUUGGCGGCGCCAGUUUGGACGGCGGCGGCCAAGCUGCGCAGGGGGGUGGCGGGGACCCCCGAGGUACUCAGAAUAGCCCCUUGGCCGCCGAGGAGGAGAAGGAACCUGCCGAACCGACGGCUCAGGUGCCGCAUGCUGGCGAAUGCGCGAGCGAGGAGAAUGAGGUACUAAGAGAGAAGUGUGAAGCUGCAGAUCACAAUUCACGGCAUGAAGAAAAUGAAGAAAGUGUGUCAGCCAGGAAGGAGAAAUCACUACAGCAGAAUAAUGACGAUGAAAACAAAAUAGAUAAAGUUGACUGGGAGGCAGAAGGGAGCACUGAAUCUAUACAUGAGAGACGUCUAAAUGGGACAGAUACAUCUUUCUUUCUGGAAGACUUAUUCCAGUUGCUUUCAUCACAGCCUGAAAAUUCACUGGAGGGCUUCUCACUGGGAGAUAUUCCUCCUUUUCUAGGCACUGUCAAUGAUGGCAUGAAUUCUUCAGCACAUUCUAAUGUAAACUUUAGCCAGGCUAUAAGUCACGAUGUGAACCUUCAUGAGGCCAUGUUGUUGUGUCCCAACAAUACGUUUAGAAGAGAUCCAGUAGCAAGGACUUCACAGGCACAAGCAGCAUUUCUGCAGUUAACUUCUCAUACUAUCAAUCCUGAGCAGACCCUUACUGUAACUAAUUUGCCAGGCUCUCUCCCACCUGUUGACAAUCAAACAAGGACUCUGACAAGCCAGGACCUACUAUAUGAUCUUGACAUAAACAUAUUUGAUGAGAUAAACUUGAUGUCAUUGGCCACAGAGGAAGGUUUUGAUCCAAUGGAAGUUGCCCAGCUUUUUGAAGAACCAGAUUCUGAUUCUGGCCUUUCUUUAAAUUCAAGUCACAAUAGAACCUCUGUCACUAAGUCUAAUUCUUCUCACUCUGUGUAUGAUGAAGGUGCUAUAGGUUAUAAUAGUGACCUUGACUCUCUUUCCCAUCUUAACUUAGAAGGGGCUGUAGGAGGUUACUACACAGAACCCAGUAAGCUUUGUCACGUGGACCAUAGGAGUGCUUCUGGUUUCCACAGCAAUCUUUCGUUUCAACACGUAUUUCAUAACCACACUUACCACUUACAGCCAAGUGCACCAGAAUCCACUGAUGAAUCUUUUUCAUGGCCUGUGAAAUCACAGAAAAUGAGUAGGCACCUCAAUGACACAGAUAGAAACUUGAGUCGUGAUGAACGGCGUGCUAAAGCUUUACACAUCCCUUUUUCUGUAGAUGAAAUCGUCCGUAUGCCUGUUGAUUCUUUCAACAGCAUGUUAAGUAGGCACUAUCUGACAGACUUACAAGUCUCACUCAUCCGUGAUAUCAGACGAAGAGGGAAAAAUAAAGUGGCUGCUCAGAACUGUCGUAAACGCAAAUUAGACAUAAUUUUGAAUCUAGAAGAUGACGUAUGUAAUUUGCAAGCAAAGAAGGAAACCCUUAAGAGAGAGCAAGCCCAAUGUAACAAAGCUGUUAACAUAAUGAAACAAAAACUGCAUAUCCUUUAUCAUGAUAUUUUCAGUAGGUUAAGAGAUGAGCAAGGUAGGCCAGUUAAUCCAAACCAAUAUGCACUUCAGUGCAGCCAUGAUGGAAGUGUUUUGAUUGUACCCAAAGAACUGGUGCCCUCAGGCCACAGAAAGGAAAACCAAAAAGGAAAGAGAAAAAGUGAAAGAAGAAACUGAAGAUGGACUCCCUUAUGUGGACAAAGUACUACUGUUAAGAAACUGCUCAUCUGGAUCACAAACCAUUGUAAUCAACAUUAAGUACUGCUACUUGAAGUGCUCAGUUAAGGCUGUUUUGAAGUUUACAUAGAUAAAUAUUUUGGACUCUGAGAUCGUACUUGUGAGGAAUUUAGGGGAAACCACUUUUCAUGAAAUCCUAUUAAGAUUCAUAAAGUUUUGGUUCAAAGAAUAGGAUAAUAUGAAAACCUGGUAUGACUUAGCAUUCACUUUGGAGCCAAUUUUUUAAAAAUGAGGUCACUUCAAAAAGAACAGGGGAUCUGUUUUAAGAUGUAUUUGUUUCCUAUGACUUAAAAUGCAAAAUAGCCUUAUUUCCACUGUUAGUACUAUAGUGAAGUUUUCAAAGGCUAUUUUUAACUUUUAUGAGUAAUUUAACUCUGUGGAAAUAAACUUGAAUGUGUUAAAUUUUCCCUUUUAUACAGAAGUUCCAAGCAAAUUUAUUUUCCUCCCAAACUAUCCACCUUCAGGAUUAGUGACUAACAAAUAGGGCAGCACAGUGAAAAUUUGAACUUAUACAGAUAAAUUAGACUCAGGUCAGAUGGAUGUCAACAUUAUGGCAAAUGCCCUUUGACUUAACACAUACUAUACAAAAUAAAAAGUAAAA
Molecule: messenger RNA, 2854 nt
Organism: Otolemur garnettii (small-eared galago)
Lineage: Eukaryota; Metazoa; Chordata; Mammalia; Primates; Galagidae
Gene: NFE2L3
Product: nuclear factor, erythroid 2 like 3
Exons: 4
Coding region: 97-2193 (698 amino acids)
Biological process (GO): regulation of transcription by RNA polymerase II
Cellular component (GO): nucleus
Molecular function (GO): RNA polymerase II cis-regulatory region sequence-specific DNA binding; DNA-binding transcription factor activity, RNA polymerase II-specific
Source: RefSeq, a predicted model, not a curated record